Molecule: messenger RNA, 1162 nt
Organism: Lolium rigidum
Lineage: Eukaryota; Viridiplantae; Streptophyta; Magnoliopsida; Poales; Poaceae
Product: protein PHOSPHATE-INDUCED 1-like
Exons: 1
Coding region: 1-954 (317 amino acids)
Source: RefSeq, a predicted model, not a curated record
AUGAAAUCGCACGCGGUGUGCUCCCUCCUCCUUGCCCUGCUCGUCGGGUUGACGCGCCCGUCGCCGUGCACGGCCUCCCUCUACGUGCCCCCGCCACCGGUCAUGGCCUACCACCACGGCGCGGUGCUCGAUGGCACCGUGCCGGUGUCCGUGCUCUACUACGGCGCCUUCUCGCCGCACCACAAGGCCAUCCUGGCCGACUUCCUGCUCUCGCUCUCGCCGCGCGCGCGCCCGCACGCCUUCGGCGCCCCUGCGGCCGCGUCGCCGUCCGUGGCGCGGUGGUGGGAGACGGUGGACCGGUACGUGCAGAGGGCCGGCAGGGAGCGUACGCGUGUGCUGCUGACCAACCAGGUCUCCGACGAAGGGUGCUCGCUAGGGAAGCGCCUGUCCCGGCUCCAGGUCGAGCAGCUGGCGGCGCGGCUCGGCGUGGCGCCCGGGGGCGUGGCCGUCGUGCUCACCGCCGCGGACGUCGCCGUUGAAGGGUUCUGCGAGAGCUCCUGCGGGCUGCACGGCUCGGAGGCGCCCGGCGGGGCCGUGCACGUGUGGGUCGGCAACGCGGCCGUGCAGUGCCCCGGCCGGUGCGCGUGGCCGUUCCACGCCGCGGAGGGCUACCCAGCCGGGCCCGCGCUCCACAGGAGCGGCGACACGCUCCGCGCACCCAACGGGGACGCCGGAGUGGACGGCAUGGUGAUCAACCUGGCGGCGCUGCUGGCCGGCGCGGUGACGAACCCGUACGGGCACGGGUACUUCCAGGGCGACGCGGGCGCGCCGGUGGAGGUCGGCGCCGGGUGUCCCGGCGUGUACGGCCGCGGCUCGUACCCCGGCUAUCCCGGCAAGGUGAGGCUGGACACGACCACGGGCGCCGGGUACAACGCGGUGGGCAGGAACGGCAGGAGGUACCUCGUGCCGGCCCUGGUCGAUCCUACCAACUACUCCUGCCUGAUCAUGGCCUAGUCGACUCAAGAACCAAGCCGUCGAGUCCUGCGCGUUUAUAUAGGAGACUUCAAGAAAAUCGCUUGCUGGCGUUCAUCGAUCUCUACAUUGUCACGUACGUGCACACGCAGAGUCAUAACACAGUAGACUUGUGUGGUUCAGGAUGCAGCACAGGAUAAAGAUGACCUCCGUUCGGGACAUAUAUAGAGCAGAUUUCGCAAGACUUGCA